Molecule: messenger RNA, 1527 nt
Organism: Sorex fumeus (smoky shrew)
Lineage: Eukaryota; Metazoa; Chordata; Mammalia; Eulipotyphla; Soricidae
Gene: SNX15
Product: sorting nexin 15
Exons: 8
Coding region: 110-1156 (348 amino acids)
Molecular function (GO): phosphatidylinositol binding
Source: RefSeq, a predicted model, not a curated record
CCCUGGGCGGGAGGACGCCGGGCGCCGAGUCCCGGCGCGGCGGCCAGGACCGACCCGAGGGAGGGGCGGGGGUGGGGGCGGCGGCCAGCGCGGCGGCCGCGGCCACGCCAUGUCCCGCCAGGCCAAGGACGACUUCCUGCGGCACUACACGGUCUCCGACCCCCGGGCCCACCCCAAGGGCUACACCGAGUACAAAGUGACCGCGCAGUUCAUCUCAAAGAAGGAUCCCGAGGAUGUCAAAGAGGUGGUGGUCUGGAAGCGCUACAGCGACUUUCGCAAGCUGCACGGGGACCUGGCCUACACGCACCGCAACCUCUUCCGCCGGACCGAGGAGUUUCCCGCCUUCCCGCGUGCCCAGGUGUUCGGCCGGUUCGAGCCAUCAGUGAUCGAGGAGCGGCGGAAGGGGGCAGAGGACUUGCUCCGGUUCACCGUGCACAUUCCGGCGCUCAACAACAGCCCCCAGCUCAAGGAGUUCUUCCGGGGUGGGGAGGUGACCCGGCCCUCUGACUUGGCCCGAGACCUGCACAUCCUGCCGCCCCCUCUCAUCCCAACACUACCCUCCGACGAGCCCCGGUCUGAGGACUCCCGGCUGCCCCAGCCCCUGCCCGCGGAGAGGAGGGGCCUUGAGGAACUGGAGGUGCCAGCAGACCCUGCGCCAUCCAGCCCAGCCCAGGAGGCCCUGGAUCUCCUGUUCAACUGCGGGAGCACUGAGGAGGUGUCUGGCUCCCCGGCCCGCGGCCCCCUGUCUGACGCCGAGCUGGCCCUCUUCGACCCCUUCUCCAAGGAAGAGGGUGCAGGCCCCAGCCCUACCCACGCAGGCUUGCUGGCUGCCAUGGAGGCUGAGGCGCAGGGACCGGCCCAGGAGCCCUGGGAGCCAGGAGGGCCGGAAGAAGAGGAGGAGGAUGGGGAUGGGGGGCCCCCCCCUGCCUAUCUGAGCCGAGCCACGGAGCUCAUCACCCAGGCCCUGCGCGAUGAGAAGGCGGGGGCCUACGCCAAGGCACUGCAGGCCUACCGGGAUGGGGUGCACAUCCUGCUCCGGGGUGUGCCCGAUGACCCGUCCCCGGCCCGCCGGGAGGGCGUGAAGAAAAAGGCAGCCGAGUACCUGAAGCGCGCAGAGGAGAUCUUGCACCAGCACCUGACCCAGGUCCCGCCCUGACAAGCAGCCGCCCGACCCCAGACUCUCGUGCCAGCACUGCCAGCCACACCUUCGUCUUCUCCCUGGUGCCCUUCGUCUUCUCUCCUGGUCUUCUAACUCCUGGAGCCUUUUCUGUCUGUAACUGGACCAAGAAUGAGAACAAUGAAAUUCCCCCCUCCCCGACCACGCCUGCCACAGUGGAAUCUCCAUCUCCCGCCUCUCAUCUCGUCUCUUAUGUCAAGGUUCAAGCAGCAGUGCAGGGCUCAGGAGGUGGCACAGAGGGCUGCGGGUGUGGACGCUGGUACCGCGCGGUCAUCCAAGCCCAGACUGCCCAGCCUCCUCCCCAAAAAGCAGCAGAUCCAGCCACUAAACUUCUGUUUACACAUCUCAUC